This is a messenger RNA of Xenopus laevis (African clawed frog), 1243 nucleotides long. RefSeq names its product dickkopf-related protein 3-like (gene dkkl1.S). Bases 161 to 1015 code for a protein of 284 amino acids. The record is from RefSeq and is a predicted model, not a curated record. The transcript is spliced from 5 exons. Lineage: Eukaryota; Metazoa; Chordata; Amphibia; Anura; Pipidae.
CAUUAUUUCCAGCGCUGCAGGGAGACGCUUUAUUCUAAUAUUCUAUUUAUUGUAAUAUUCUGCCGGGAGCUUCUUGCCCGAUACCCGCUCCCAGCCAGCCGACACCCACUGCAAAACGGAGGGACAGCGGCUCUCAUCUGCCUCAUCCCGGGCCCCAAACAUGAUGCUCCUGCCGCUUGUCGCUCUCCUCCUGCCGCUCCCCCUCUGCUCCUGGGCAGCUGCUCUACUCCGCCCGGACUCUCAUGGGCCCCGGAUAAUGCGCAGAAUAGACAGUCAGCAGGGGUGCCAAGCAGAACGGGAGUGCCCCCCGGGGAUGAUGUGUAUUUCUGGGAACUGCACCGAGCCGGGGUGCCAAGCAGAACGGGAGUGCCCCCCGGGGAUGAUGUGUAUUUCUGGGAACUGCACCGAGCCGGUAACUGACAGUGGCAUUGGGGGGAAAUGUGAUCCAAACAAUGAUCAGUGUGAGCCUGAGUUCUGUUGCUCCAAAACAGAAGCAGGGAAGUUACCGGUGUGUGCUCCAUUCCCAGCAGAAGGAGAGCGGUGCAGGAUCCAACCCAUUAGUUUAUUUAAUCUGCUACAAACGGAUUCAACGGCAGAGUCGGAGCUCAGUUACUGCCCUUGUGCAGCAGGACUUGUGUGCACCAACAACGGCUUUAAUUUAAUUUCUACCUGUGAGAAGCCAGAGGAGGUCCUUGAUUUCACAACAUACGGAACGGAAUCUCUCCUGCAGCCUUUGGUCCGUAGGGAUGAGGAGCUGACCUAUUAUGACUCUGAUCUUAUACCUUGGCCCUCACAGCCUGACCAGUUAAUGGUUAAUCUCCCAAGAGCUGCGGAAGAAAGUGCAAGAGAGUCAGAACAUGUCUUGAAAGCACUGAGUGAGGAUGUGGCUGGUAACUUGGAGGAGGAGAGCUUGCACUUAGAUCAACACACACAUGAACAGCCCGACCCAAGUCCACUGGAAUUCCUGGAGCUGAAACAACUUGCCAAAAACAUUGGACAAUAUGGUUUUUAUUAAUGAUGCCCCCUGGCCAUCUCAAUUCACAAUGCAAGAGACAUAGGGGGAAAUUUACUAAAGGGCGAAGUGGCUAACACUGGCGAAAAUUAGCCAGCAUGACGUCAUUUCGACACUUCGCCAAUUUAUUCAUGGGUGCUGGCAUAAUUAAACUAGCGAAGGAGAUAUACUUUAGCGCAACUUCGCACUCUAACGCCAGGCGUAUUUUUGUUCUGGCAAAGAGCGUUACUA